UAAUGUGGUAAUCGGGAAAUUGGAAAAGGUACUAUUUUACGUGUCGAUUUAGAAAGUACCAAUAUCUUUCGCAAUUGUUUUUGAUUAAGUGUGUCGACAUUUAGUGGAUGACGAGCCUUAGCGGAGCAGAAAUAAUAGUAUAAAAGGGUUGGUGUGUGGAAGUAGCAGCAUUCUGUCUCCAGCACGUGAAUACAUUACCACACCAUGUCUACCUUCGCUGUUCUCCUCCUCUGCGCCCAGGCUUGCCUGAUCCAAAACGUGUGCGGUCAGUACCUGGGUAGUGGUCUAGGCGGCUGCGGCUGCGGAGCUGGUCUGGGUGGCCUCGGACUCGGCUAUGGAGCUGGUUGGAACGGACUCGGUGCCGGCUGGAAUGGACUCGACGGUGCCUACGGCGCUGGUUGUGGUUCAUACGGUGGCGAGGGCAUCGGCAACGUGGGAGUCGCCGGUGAGCUGCCCGUCGUUGGUGUCACCGCUGUCGGUGGCCGCGUGCCCAUCAUCGGUGGUGUCGAGUACGGAGGUCCCGCCUGCGCCGCUGGUGCCGUCUCUAUCUGCGGACACUGCGCCCCCACCUGUGGCUGUGGACGUGGUCUGGCUGGAUACUACUGAAACACUGUAAACUAACCAACAGUUCGAUUCUAAAUAAAAUUCUAAUCAAUGCAACGAUAUAAA
Bombyx mori (domestic silkworm) is the source of this 669-nucleotide messenger RNA. Its product is annotated as chorion class A protein L12-like. Lineage: Eukaryota; Metazoa; Arthropoda; Insecta; Lepidoptera; Bombycidae. Gene Ontology annotation, cellular component: egg chorion. The coding region runs from base 205 to 606 and encodes 133 amino acids. Gene Ontology annotation, molecular function: structural constituent of egg chorion. The transcript is spliced from 2 exons. The record is from RefSeq and is a predicted model, not a curated record. Gene Ontology annotation, biological process: multicellular organism development; chorion-containing eggshell formation.